CCUCCGCCGCCCCGCCGCCCCGACGCACCCCCGACGCACCUCCGCCCCGCCGCCUCCUCGACGCCCGCGUCCUCCUCCUGCAGGCUGUCAUUCUCUCCCAGGGUCGAGGCGCCGUGAGGGCAACCGGCUCUACCCCUUUUGAUUGACGGAACCGGCAGGACAUCUUCCUCAUCAUGGAAGCACACACUCCUGCACCAACCUCACCGACAAAGCUGCUGCCGCAAACUAUUGGGCUUAUCACUAGCCCGCUUGCGGCAUUUCUUUUGCUGGUCAUUAACAAAAUUUGGGACCCUAUAUUUGAUUUAUGUGGUUUCUUGUUUGACCCAAGCCGUCAUAUGGAUGACUAUGAGCACGCCGUGCAAAGGGUGGUGGCGAUGAAGUCAGAUUUCAUUCUUAGCGACCCAUCCUCAUCUUCUCAGCAGGCAGACAAAUGGCUGAAACGUGUGGACUUAUUACAUACGGAAAAGGAAAGGAUACGUGAGUGUUAUAACAAAGGUGGAUUUUUUAAAAGGUGGUACUAUGCCAGACAAGCACUCAAAGAGACUAAAAAGGCAGAUGACAUUGGAGGUCAAUUUAAAGAGAUACUUGUUGAGUUGAAACCAAGGCCGCGCCCUGUCUCUGGAUGGUUAUCGGACGACCCGUUGCUGAUCAUGAAGCCGUAUGCAGAAAAGAUAAUUGCCUUCAUCAAAAAUACAGAUGCAGAUUCUAAACUGUUGGGAAUAUGGGGAAUGCCCGGUGUUGGAAAAUCCAUGCUCUUAAGACAGAUUUCCAUGAGCCGCUCGCAGUAUGCAGGUGAUGAUAGCUCUUUUCAGGUUCUAUACAUUGAUGCUGGUUUGGACUGCACUAUAUCUAAAAUUCAAAAAUCACUUUUGGGCCUCAUGGGAUUGGCUUCAACGCCAGAUAUCACUGAGGGAGCACAAGCAUUUACUAUCGCUAACUACUUAUGUGGAAAGAGUUUCUUGCUUCUGAUAGAUGGUGUUCGAGAGCCUUUCAGUCUUGCAAGAAUUGGCAUCCCUGAUGAAGAAGUGGCCCCUGAUUCAGCAGUGGCCCCUGAUUCAGCAGUGGCCCCUGAUUCAGCAGUGGCCCCUCAUGUGCGCCGCAAAGUUAUCUUCACAGCACACACGCAUUUUAUAUGUGCUUCAAUGGGCAGUGACAGUAUCAUCCAGAUGAUGUGUCCAAGCGAGAAUGAUGCUCUGAAGAUUUUCAGUCGUGCGGUGGGUACCGAGGUUUUGGAGGAUGCAAGGGUCUCCGCGCUUGCUUCUGUGAUAAUAAAAGAGUGUGGCCGGCUGCCGGAGGCAUUAUGGAGUGUUGGACUAUCAAUGUCCAUCAAAGAGGAUCCUGAAGAGUGGGAGCUAGCUCUAAAGCUGCUGAGACAGGCAAAAUUACAUCUGGUUACUCAUAAAAAAGAUGACUUGUUAGACAGGCUACGGUGCAGUUACGACGACCUGGAAGAUAACAUCAAAGAGUGUCUCCUCCUCAUUUGUUCCUUGUGGAGUGAUGAUACGAACAUAUCCAUUGAUAGCAUCAUCUUAUGGUGGAGAGGCAUGGGUUUGCUGGAUGACUUCAAUGCUCAUAGAGAAGGUUUUGCCUACAUAAAGAUGUUGCAGCAACAUUGCUUGUUGGAAAAAGGGCAGAACACUCUAACUACAAGUGAAGAUACUCAUGUGAGAAUGAAUCCGAUGAUUCGUAAGGCAAUCAUAAAGACUUUGAAUGGGAGGGAAGCAAACUGGUAUCCAGAUUCGUCUUGGAGAACAUCAUUAACCGAGAAAACGUGGCCUGCAGCUCAGCGCGUUUGGGCCUCACCAAAAGACCUCGAGAUGUUAAAGAAAAAAUCUUACCUGGAUCCGAGGAACGAGAAGCUGCUUCAGUCUAACUUGCAGGUGUUGGUUAGUCGAUUUGCUAUAAAAUUCGAUCAUUGCAGAUUUGAUGAACUUGUAUUUCUCGACCUUGAGGGGGCUAACAUUCCCAAUUUACCUCAACGGGUAUUCUCGAUGAAAAAUCUGGAAUACCUCAAUGUGGCAUCUACUGGAAUAAGCUCAGUGCCUGUGAAUUUGAGAGAUCUUUCAAGACUAAAGUAUUUGACUCUACGAAGGAAUCCUAGUCUUGAAAAUAUACCGACAGGGGUGAUUGUCAGAAUGAAAGAACUGAAAUUGUUAGACCUGUUUGACACGGGGUGCUUUCUUAGCACAGCACUAAUAAAUGAGGUGAAAGAGGCAGAAAUUGACAACUUUCUCGCUGGAUUUACAGUGGGAAAUGAAAAUGUACUGAGUGAACUGAGAGAACUCCCCCAGGUCUACCCACUAUACAUGUGUUUGUCUGGAUUUCAAGUGAAAAAGGUCGACCUCCUUCAUAUGCUUGCGGACUUUGAUAGACUGUAUGAACUGCAGAUCAAGAGCUCUAACAAGGUGCGAAGCAUAGUCUACACCGAUCUUGUGGUUCAAAACACGCCAAAGAUUUUCGCAUGCCUUCGGAAAUUUGAAAUAAACAACCUGCAAAACCUUGAAACAGUUGACUUGCAACCCGAAGGGCUUAGCAUCAAGUCGGUGACAGUUUGUGGCUGUAGCAAAUUAACAGACCUAACGUGGAUUAUAAGCCUGGUAAAUUUAGAAGAGCUUAUUGUCAAGGAUUGCUGUAGCAUAAGGACAUUAGUUUCUUCUAGAGAGACACAAGAAGUGGGUCUUCCAAAAUUGAAAAAGGUUGAGUUGCAUGAUCUGCCUGAAUUCCGUACCUUGUCAGAGGCAUCGCUAAGCCUUGAAAGCAUAACACACUAUUGUGUUUUUCAAUGCUGCAAACUAUCCGGUUUGCCUAAGCUGGACCCUGAGGAGAGAGUGUUAUUAGACUGCGAUGAAGACUUUUGGAAUAUAAUAUUGCAAGCUGGUAUGGCGACGCAGUACCCCCAAAGAGCACGGCAUUAGGAUUUGUUGUAGCUUCCUGAUCUAUGGUCGAAAGUUUGAGGAUGCCAAUGGAAGGAGGUUAAUUUGAAGAGCAGCUUUUCUUUUGUUGCAGUCAAUGUGUUCCAGAAGGAUGGCAGAAAGAUUUUGUUUCUAUGCAAUCGACAGUGAAGGAAUUUUACAAAACAUUCAAUGCUUGCUUGUAUUGUUUGAUGAUCUCGACAUGCUGAAGACUGUUUAGUGUGAUAUAUGAUGCAUGUGUCUCUUGUUUGCUUGUAAUAGAUGACAAAUCAUAGUUAUGGUGAAAUCAUGCUGGUGGAUUUGCUCUUGACCUGGAGAUUGGAUGUUUAUGUUUGGAAAUAUAUUCUCUUGUUUGGAAUAUUGCCUUU
This is a messenger RNA of Triticum dicoccoides, 3280 nucleotides long. RefSeq names its product disease resistance protein RPS2-like. Gene Ontology annotation, molecular function: ADP binding. The record is from RefSeq and is a predicted model, not a curated record. The transcript is spliced from 4 exons. The coding region runs from base 174 to 2915 and encodes 913 amino acids. Lineage: Eukaryota; Viridiplantae; Streptophyta; Magnoliopsida; Poales; Poaceae.